Cadophora gregata is the source of this 1170-nucleotide messenger RNA. RefSeq lists its product as uncharacterized. Lineage: Eukaryota; Fungi; Ascomycota; Leotiomycetes; Helotiales; Ploettnerulaceae. The record is from RefSeq and is a predicted model, not a curated record. The coding region runs from base 1 to 1170 and encodes 389 amino acids. The transcript is spliced from 2 exons.
AUGGAUGCCAAACUACCAACAGCUGUUCCUCAUCCAUUCUCACCAGAUGACCCAACUCUAAGUGCUGAAGAGCAAGCCAAUACUCUCAUCUCUCAGAGAAAAUUCCAUCGCUUAUUCACUCUCCCAGCAACGAAUAAUCAUGAAGCUUUGAAGGUCUCGUAUGGGUUUGCCGGGCCGGAAAUUGAAGCGGAUGCACCCACGAUCUUGUAUUGUGGAGGGAUGUUUGCAACACGAUAUCUUGGCGUCACACAGGAUUGGAUUGCAACUCAGAAGGGGGUAAGGAUAUUGAUGAUUGACAGACCAGGCUUCGGAGGCUCUACGCCUGUCCCAAUUUCGCAAAGACUCUCGAUCUUUCUCGAGACAGUCAUUGCUUUGCUAGCUCAUUUGAAAAUCCAACACAUCGCACUGGCGUCACAGAGCGCCGGAACCAUCUAUGCCUUGAACCUCAUCGCCCACCACCACGACUUGCUCUAUCCAGCAAACCCGAUCCUCACACUCUUCUCACCAUGGGUACAUCAAUCAAUAUCUGGCAGCACUUCGCUUAAAUUGGCUGCUGCAUUACCCGACCCUCUCAUCAACAACUGGAAUAGCAUCAUUAGCGGCAUAGUCACCAUGGGUAUCCCAUCGUUCCAAGCAAGCUCUACUGUCUUCGACAACAUCACGAAUCUCUUCAAAGGUAGCCGACAAGAGAUGAGAUCACGAGAGAGUGAAGAGAAGCUGACCAGAGAAUGUUACGGAGUCAGCUCCGCCGUUCAAGCUGAAGUCGCGAAAAAUUUGGGCAAGUUUCUUUUUGCAGAAAACACAUCAGGUGGUAAUGACGAGGCGAGAUUCUGUCUGAAGAGCUUACCAGGCACUGGUUGGGACAAAUGUGAGGUCUAUCCGACAUUCGUCCUGAAGCUCAAGUUUGACUGGGAGGAGAGGGCGAAAGAAAAUGGGCAGAAAUUGAAGCUUGAUGUUGUGUUUGGAGAGGGAAGUGAUUCCAUGAUAGGCACGACUGGUAUGAAGUAUUUCAAGGAGUGUUUCAAGCAAGAUAAUUGUGGAGAAGGGAUCAAGGUUAAGGUCAGCGAGAUUUCCGGCGCAGGCCACGACACUGUUAUCGAUCCUUGCUUUUCUCCCAUGAGGGAAUUGCUUGAUAAUGUCAGGGCUGGCUGGGAUAAGGCGCGAGCAUGA